Molecule: messenger RNA, 961 nt
Organism: Aspergillus uvarum CBS 121591
Lineage: Eukaryota; Fungi; Ascomycota; Eurotiomycetes; Eurotiales; Aspergillaceae
Exons: 2
Source: RefSeq, a predicted model, not a curated record
GGAACAGUGCAAGACCAUGUAUGUUUCUCUGUCUAUCUGUAUCUCAAGGGUUGCAGCAAUUGCUGCGCAUCGUUGAGAUAUCCCCGUCAACAGUCGUGACUCGGUUCAUUGGCAUUUCCCGUCCUGACGCGUCAGGACCCGCGGACGUACCACCCGUGGACUUCUAAAGGCACGCAAAACCCUAAAUCAAUGAGUGGCAGCGGGAAUGCCAAGACUCCCAAAGAUUGGGGCGAUAGAUCGGGGACGCCCACUCUCCCCAGCUCUAUUCCCCCCCUGGAUAGUCUAGGCAACAUCAUUCGAGAAUUCAUCAGCGCCCCCCUGCCGGACUUUUGUCAGCGGCAGUGUCAUCGGGGUUUAUUGACUCAAGAGGCUGUUUCGAUUGAUAGCCAAGCCCCGAUCUGCGUUGCAUGUCUAGCCCGAUGAUGUCGUAUGUGGCUAUGAUGUUUCCCACAUUUCUGGACGGAGGGAGGGGAAGUUUGGUCUGCUUUGCAAGGCUCCACUGCUUGGCCGGGUGGCUUUCUGUCUAUAUAAGAGGGGUUGACCACCUCUCUUCCUUCCGAGUUGUUCAUCAAACAAAAACCAUCUAUCAUCUAUCCUAUCUUUCACAAUGGGUCUCUUCCACCACCACCACGAAAACCCCCCUCACCACGGCGGUCCCCAGGGCGGUCCUCCUGGCCCUGGCGGCCCUGGCGGUCCCGGUGGCCCUCACGGCGGCCCCGGAGGCCCUGGCGGCCCCGAACACUUCGGCGGCCCUCAAGGCGGUCCCCACGGCGGUCCCGGCGGCCCUGGUGGCCCCGGUGGCUUUGGCGGCCCUCAAGGCGGUCCUGGCGGUCCUGGCGGCCCUCACGGUGGUCCUCACGGCGGCCCUGGAGGUCCUGGUGGCCCUGGUGGCCCUCACGGUGGCCCUCAAGGCGGUCCUGGCGGACGCUGUACGAUCACACUUACCUCCGGCUACCAUUGA